Molecule: messenger RNA, 1374 nt
Organism: Aspergillus steynii IBT 23096
Lineage: Eukaryota; Fungi; Ascomycota; Eurotiomycetes; Eurotiales; Aspergillaceae
Gene: pex13
Product: peroxin PEX13
Exons: 3
Coding region: 1-1374 (457 amino acids)
Biological process (GO): protein import into peroxisome matrix, docking
Cellular component (GO): peroxisome; peroxisomal importomer complex; peroxisomal membrane
Molecular function (GO): protein binding
Source: RefSeq, a predicted model, not a curated record
AUGGCAUCAGUUUCGCCACCCAAGCCGUGGGAGAGGGUAGGCGCCGCUGGUGGGACCGCCCUACCCACACCUACUAGCACGGCUCCCGCUACGGCCAUGACUACAACAAAUACCUCGGCUGCGCCGACCGCGGCUUCGACAACUGCUACCGCCCCCGAUCUGCCCUCUCGACCUAAUUCUUUGAACUCAGUUGUGAAUCGCACCGCCUCGAAUUACUCGCCGUACGGUGCCUCGCGGUUCGGAGCCAGUCCCUACGGAGGUUACGGCGGUUAUAGCUCCUACUCCUCUCCGUACUCCCGCUUCGGCACGAUGGGGUCCAUGGGAUCGAUGUACGGUGGCUACGGUGGCAUGGGCGGAAUGUAUGGCGGUAUGGGAGGCAUGGGAGGCAUGUACGGAGGCGGCAUGCCCGGUGAUCCCAAUGAUCCCAACAGUUUGACGAAUUCGUUCGGCCAGAACACGCAGGCCACGUUUCAGAUGAUUGAGAGCAUCGUGGGCGCGUUCGGAGGAUUCGCUCAGAUGCUCGAGAGUACCUAUAUGGCCACUCACAGCUCUUUCUUCGGUACGUUUGAUGUUUUCUUUGUUGAUCAUAAUUACGACCCUAUGGUGUCCGUCGCCGAACAGUUUGGUAAUCUACGCAACACUCUGGGCUCGGCCCUCGGCAUCUUCACUUUGAUCAGGUGGUUCAGGACGUUGAUUGCAAAGAUCACCGGUCGGCCACCUCCCGCCGACGCCACUGCUCUCACCCCCUCGGCCUUCGCAGCCUUCCUGAACGGACGGUCGGCGCCCGCCACUCUUCCCGAUGGAACCCCUGCGCCUCCCAAGCCAUCGAAAAAGCCGUUCUUCAUGUUCUUGAUCGCUCUGUUCGGUCUUCCGUACCUGAUGGGCAAACUUAUCAAGACGCUGGCCCGCUCGCAGGAAGAGCAGCGCCGCCAACUCAUGGAGGGCCCCAAUGGGGAACAGCUGCAGGGCGGAGCCCCGCUGGACCCAUCGAAGCUUGACUUCUGCCGCGUGCUUUACGACUACUCCCCCGAGUCGCAGGAAAGCAAUGGCGUCGAUCUGGCCGCCAAGAAGGGCGACAUCGUCGCCGUUCUCAGCAAGUCGGACCCCAUGGGCAACGCCUCCGAAUGGUGGCGAUGCCGGGCCCGAGACGGCCGCGUCGGAUAUCUCCCCGGUCCUUAUCUGGAGACUAUCCAGCGGAAACCGCAGCAGGCCAUCACGGCCGGUAGCCAAGCGGCGAGUCGCAGCAACAGCCUGCAAGCCGGGGCGUCCGAGGAAAUCGCUGCCGUUGCUUCCCAGGACGCGAAACCCGAGCUGAAGGGCAAAAUGGGUGACAUUUCGCCCGAGAGCUUCCAAAAGAGCGCUUUCUAUUCCUAA